AUGCAAGUGCCAGCCUCAUCCUAUUUUAAUCUGAACUCUCGAAGUUUCACAUUUGAAGCAUGGGUUUAUUUUUACAGUAUGUCGACUGAUCAACCUAUAUUUAGUCAAUGUACAUGUACCACUUGUACAAGUCAGUGUUUAUAUUUUCUUGUUCGAAGUAGUAAAUUAUAUAUGGGCUUUAAUUUCAAUGAUUUAUCAGGGUCAACAACGUUGUCUACGAACACUUGGUACCAUGUGGCCUUUGUCUAUAACUAUCAAACGUUUCAACAAAUUAUUUACCUCGAGGGCGUUCAAGAUGCAAUCCGUUCUAGUGUGACAACGCCUUAUCUUGGAACGAAUGGAUCUAUGUAUUUUGGUUCUUUACCAAAUUUAAUAUCUACUUAUUACAACGGUUUCAUAGAUAAUGCACAAUUGACCACACGUGCUAAAAGUUCAACAGAAAUAUUAACUGACGCAACACUAGUAUUCUACUACUCAUUUGAUCAGCCGAAUCCCUACUAUGAUAAUGGUCAAAAUCGUUUAAAUGCAACAGUUACGUACCUUUUAUCAUCUACAAGUGGACAUGUGGGGCAAGCCAUUCGCUUCACAAGCACUUCAAGCUAUUUGCAAAUAUACUGUUUUACUGGAGUUGCUUGGCCUUCUAGUAAAUCGCUUACAUUUGCCAUGUGGCUCUACCCGUCAUCAAUAAAUGGCGGUACUUUAAUGUAUAGUACUCAAGGAUACCAGAUGCUUGGCUUAACUAAUAGUGGACAGGUCGCUGCUCAAAUUCUAGAUCACACUACUGUAAACACUUGGCAAUAUAUAUAUGGUGCUUUUGUAGUAGUGAAUACUUGGGUGCAUGUGGCCUGCACAUUUAGCGUAACAAAUGGUUUUAUUUUAUAUGUUAAUGGUGUAUCACAAGGCGCAAUAACGGGAACUAACUAUCAAGGAUCAGUUGAUGAAUUAUAUGCUCAUAGACGCGAACUGCGCUCCUCAGAAAUAUUAGCAUUAGCUAGUGUAUAA
Molecule: messenger RNA, 1002 nt
Organism: Didymodactylos carnosus
Lineage: Eukaryota; Metazoa; Rotifera; Eurotatoria; Philodinida; Philodinidae
Source: the annotation of a GenBank genome assembly